UUCAAGUCGUCGGAAUCGGGCCGGGCUACUACAUGGAGUCCUUGACGGGCUUCAACUUAGUCGCAGCGCUUUUGGGAGGCGCCAACUCCCCAACCGUCCCUUACUUCUUCCAAGGUGGCGUAGUAGGUGAAAAAUUGGCAAGGCCUCUCUCCCGAGGAUAUCUUCGUCUCAAGAAUCUCGACCCAGAGGGCAAUCCAUCAGUAACCUACAACUACUUCACGGAGCCUGAGGAUCUUAGAACAUGCGUGGAGGCAUUGCAGUGCAGGCGGUCAUGAGAGUGAUCGAUACGCAAGCGCUGUCCGAAUUCAGAUAUCCGAAUCAAACGGUGGAGUACUUGCAGGCUCUCACUGCAAACUUAAUCGUCAAUAACAGAGCAAGAAGUCCUCUGGAUGCCACUUCGCUGGAUCAAUUCUGCAAGGACCUCGUGCUCACCUUUUGGCAUUUCCAUGGCGGGUGUGAAGUAGGGAAGGUGGUCGACAAUGAAUACAGAGUGAUCGGCGUGGCUGGGCUCAGGGUGAUUGAUGGUUCCACUUUCAGUUUCUCCCCGGGAACUAACCCUCAAGCAACUCUCAUGAUGUUGGGCAGGUACAUGGGGAUUCUGAUAGGAAAUGAUGGUGUUGAACCAAGCUUAAGUGGCAGCUCUUUUUACUGAUAUUUCUAAGUAUCAUUAAAUAAAUGUAAUAUUACAGUAAAAGUAAUUAUACUCCUCCUAAAUAUCGUCUGAUAUAAAAGAAGAUAAAUAAAUCUGUCAUCUU
Molecule: messenger RNA, 755 nt
Organism: Zingiber officinale
Lineage: Eukaryota; Viridiplantae; Streptophyta; Magnoliopsida; Zingiberales; Zingiberaceae
Product: protein HOTHEAD-like
Exons: 2
Coding region: 242-652 (136 amino acids)
Molecular function (GO): oxidoreductase activity, acting on CH-OH group of donors
Source: RefSeq, a predicted model, not a curated record